AUGAAGUUUAUUGCGUUAAUAUCAGGAGGAAAAGAUUCAUUUUUUAAUAUAUAUCAUUGUUUAUCACAAGGUCAUGAAUUAAUAGCAAUUGGUAAUUUAUAUCCACCAAAUAAUGAUAAAAAAGAUGAAAUAGAUUCAUUUAUGUUUCAAACUGUUGGUUAUGAUAUAAUAGAUUAUUAUAGUCAAUUAUUACAAGUACCAUUAUAUAAACAACCAAUUAUUGGUGGCUCAUCAAAUCAAAAUUUGGAAUAUCUGUAUACUGAAAAUGAUGAAAUUGAAGAUUUAUAUAAAUUAAUUAGUACUAUAAAGUCAAAACAUCCAAAUAUUGAAGCAGUUAGUUGUGGAGCUAUACUAUCUCAUUAUCAAAGAACAAGAGUUGAAAAUGUUUGUAAUAGAUUAAAUUUAACUUCUUUAACUUAUUUAUGGCAAAGAAAUCAAAAUGAUUUAAUGUUAGAAAUGUGUUCAAGUGGAAUAGAUGCAAGAAUUAUAAAAGUUGCAGCAAUUGGUUUAAAUCAAAAACACUUGGGGAAAGAUUUAAAAGAAAUGUAUCCACAUUUAGUAAAAUUAAAUGAAAUGUAUGAUGUUCAUAUAUGUGGAGAAGGAGGAGAAUUUGAAACUAUUGUAUUAGAUUGUCCAUUUUUUAAAAAACAAAAAUUAAAAAUUAUUAAUCAAGAAAUUAUAACUCAUUCAAAUGAUGUAUAUUAUUUAAAAUUAAAAGUUGAAAUUGUUGAUAAAAAAAAAGAAGAAAUUACAAAACAAUUAAAGCUAUUAGAACCACCACCAUUAUUAGAUCCUGAUUUAUUAAUUAUUGCACAAUCUGAAUCAUUACAUGAAGAUGUAUCAGCUCAAAGUAAAUCAAAUUUUACAAUUGAUCAUAUCCCCAAACAAAAUAUUAAAAUCACACCAACUAAAAUUUUCAUAUAUAAUUUAACAUCAAAUGAUGGAGCAACGAUAGAAGAUCAAACAAAAGAAAUAUUUCAAAAUUUAAAAACAAUUUUAUUACAAUAUGAUUUAACAUUUAAUGAUUUACAACAUGUUAAUGUAUUAUUAUCAGAUAUGUCAUUAUUUGCAAGAAUGAAUAAAAUUUAUUCAAAUUAUUUUAAAAAUAUUUAUUUACCUCCUUCAAGAAUUUGUUUUGAAACUGAUAUAUCAACAACUAUUCAAAUUUCAUGUAUUGUUUUAAAAAAUAUUCAUCCAAAAACUGGGAUACAUAUUCAAUCAAGAUCUUAUUGGGGUCCUCAAAAUAUUGGUCCAUAUUCUCAAAGUAUAAUAGAUCAUCAACCAAAAUAUAAAAUUGCAAGUUUAUCAGGUCAAAUCCCAUUAAUUCCUUCAACAAUGGAUAUAUCUGAAAAUAAUAUAGCAUAUAAUGCAGCAUUAUCAUUACAACAUUUAUCAAGAGUUAAAAAUAUGGUGGGAGUAAUAAAAACUGCUUCUAUAUUAUGUUUUAUUACAAAUAGUGCUUAUGUUUUAAUAAUAAGAGAAUGUUGGAAUAAAUUUAUAAAUGUUAGAUGUGAACCUUUAAGUCCUUAUAAAGAAAAUUUAAUUAUUGCUGAAGUUAGAGCAUUACCAAGAAGUUCUUAUGUUGAAUGGGGUGGAUUUAGUAUGGAAGAAAUUAAUACUGUAAAUUAUGAUGAUGAUGAAGAAGACGAGGUGAAAGUAAAUGGUAAAGUUGAAGAAGAAGAGGAAGUCAACACAAGUGGAGAAAUAGAAGUAGAAGAAAAUGUUAACAUUGAUUCAUGGUUAUCAAAAUUUGAAUAUUAUAGCGUAUCUUCAAAAUCAAAUAAUUCAUAUAAAUUUAUAACAAUUUUUACAUCAAAUUCAAAUUUAUUAAAAAAUUUUUCAAAAUUAAUUUCAAAUUCAUCAUUAUCAAUUUUUAUAACAUUAUUAACUACUGAAAAUAUUGAUGGAAUAAAUGCUGAAUAUAUUCCUGUAAGAAGAUUAUAUAAUUAUGAAGGUAAUGAAUUUAAUUAUUGUAUUAUUAUUAGACAAGAAUUAUCAUGA
Molecule: messenger RNA, 2001 nt
Organism: Lodderomyces pseudojiufengensis
Lineage: Eukaryota; Fungi; Ascomycota; Pichiomycetes; Serinales; Debaryomycetaceae
Product: diphthine--ammonia ligase
Exons: 1
Coding region: 1-2001 (666 amino acids)
Biological process (GO): protein histidyl modification to diphthamide
Molecular function (GO): diphthine-ammonia ligase activity
Source: RefSeq, a predicted model, not a curated record